CUACCGUCUCCCGCACCAUUACAGUACACCACCCACACCCACACACACCAGCUGAAGCAAAGCGCCCCCUCGCUCCCACAAGCUCAAGCCUCCUCUCUCGGCUCCAAUGGCGCGCUUCCAGCUCGCGGCCUUGGCCAUGGCCAUGCUCUUCGCCGCCGCCGCGGCGCAGGCCCCGGCCGCCACCCCGACGCCGGCCCCCAAGGCGUCUCCCCCGCCGGCGAUUCCUCCGCCGACCCCGGCGCCGGUGUCCGCCCCGCCCGUCCCGCCCCCGACGCUGCCUCCUCCGGCCAUGGCGCCCGCCCCCAAGGCCCCUGCCCCAGCGCCCGAGGCCCCCGCGCCGGCGCCCAAGGCCGAUGCCCCGACUCCCGACGUGAGCUCCCCGCCGAUGCCCUCGGAGGGCCCCGCCCCGUCGCCCGCCGCCGAGGCUCCCCCGGCCCCCAGCGCAGCCGCCAGCGUCUCCCCCAAGUGGUUCGCCGCCGCCGCAGCCGUGGCCGCCGCCGCCGCCGCCUUCUACUGAGAGAGCGACAGAUCUGCACUGCACCUUCCCGUGCUGUAAUUUAUUGUUACCAUCCGUGUUGAGAGCCGUUGAUUCCAUUUUUUUUUUUUUGCUUUCAUCGAGAUUCCAUUCGGCAUUCGAUUCUCAGUAGGACUACUGGCAUCUGCUGUUCGUGUUACCACUACAGUUGUAGGAUUGUGGCUUGGACAGAUUGGUUGGUUGGCUGGCCUGGUGGUGUUGUGCUCCAUUUGUAUAAUACCCUGUUGAUUUUCUUUCAGCAUCUUCCUCA
This is a messenger RNA of Sorghum bicolor (sorghum), 785 nucleotides long. RefSeq names its product arabinogalactan protein 1. The record is from RefSeq and is a predicted model, not a curated record. The coding region runs from base 107 to 517 and encodes 136 amino acids. The transcript has a single exon. Lineage: Eukaryota; Viridiplantae; Streptophyta; Magnoliopsida; Poales; Poaceae.